Messenger RNA from Rotaria sordida, 1611 nucleotides. NCBI's taxonomy places the organism in Eukaryota, Metazoa, Rotifera, Eurotatoria, Philodinida, Philodinidae. The record is from the annotation of a GenBank genome assembly.
AUGCGUUCUGAAACCGGUUUACAUUAUUUACUUAUUACUCUUUUGAUUAAAUUCAUCGAUGCUCGACUUAUUCCAUCAGAAUCUGUGGCUAAUGAACCACUUACUAUCGAUGCUAUGCCAAUUAAUAAUGUACCUAUCGUUUCUGAAAUUUCAACAAUGAAUCGACUUAACAAAUUAGCAGUAACAUCAAAACAAGCUAAUACUUCAGUGUGCUAUCCAGUUGUUGGUUGUUUUGAUAAUAAUGAACCAUAUAAUAAUGCUGGUUUAGAAGUACCUCAAUCACCUGAACAUAUUGAUACACAAUUUCUUCUAUUUACACAAGAAGCUCCUGAAACACCAGAAUUUCUUUUUUAUGAUACCAAUGAUCAAUCAAUUAUAGACUCACGUCUUAAUUCUUCUCGAUGGUUAAGAAUUAUUGUUCAUGGUUUUACGAAUAAUCGAAAUAGUAUUUGGAUAAAACCACUUCAAGAUGAAUUAUUAAAAUUAAAAGAUAAUGAAUUAUCAGAUGUACUUAUUGUUGAUUGGGGUCAUGGUGCUAAAUUUCCAUUAUAUACAAAUGCCGCUUCAAAUACACGUCUUGUUGGUAAACAAAUUGGUUUACUUUUACAAAAAUUACAUAAUAUGAAAGGAUUUGCAUAUGAGAAAAUUCAUUGUAUUGGACACAGUCUUGGUGCACAUGCAUGUGGUAUAGCAUCAGAUACAAUUGAUAAUCAAAUGGCUCGUAUUUCAGGUCUUGAUCCAGCUGGUCCAUUAUUUGAAGGAAAAAACGUAGUUGUUCGUCUUGAUAAAAAUGAUGCAAAAUUUGUUGAUGUUAUUCAUACAAAUACAAAAAUUGCUUUGGGAAUUGGUUUAGGAUCAAGUGAAUCAUCAGGACAUGUAGAUUUUUAUGUUAAUGGUGGAGAACAUCAACCAGGUUGUCCUUCAAUGUUUUCAGUUUUUGGUGAUGCAAUGAAUGGUCAUAGUGAAGCUAUUUUUGAACAUACAUCAUGUUCACAUUCUCGUUCUCAUGGAUAUUUUACUGAAUCAAUCAAUUCAAAUUGUCGAUAUAAUGCUUUUCCAUGUCGUGAUUAUAAUAGCUUCGUCAGUGGUCAAUGUCUUGUAUGUCCAACAUCAGGUUGUGCUAAAAUGGGUUUUUAUUCGAUUUCUUCACUUGGUCGUGGUAAUAUGUAUUUAUCAACAAAGGAUACUUCACCUUUUUGUGGUAAUCAUUAUUUUAUUGAACUUGUACUUGAUCGAGAUAUGAUUACAACAAGUGGUGAAAUUUUUGUUGCAAUUCAUUCAAAUUAUGAAAUGUUAGCUAAUGUCAGCAUGACUAUGAAAUCAAACGCCGAUAUAAAACCAGGUGAUAUAUUUCGUCGUGUAUUCAGUUAUAAAACUGAUUUGGGUAAAGUUGAUUAUGCUAUCGUACAUUUUAAUAAAGCAAAAAGUCUUUUUGGAUGGGGUGGUGAAAAAGGUAAUGAUAUUAUUAUUUCACAACUUCGUUUGAAAUCAAUUGAAGAUAGUGUUGUAUACAGCGGACUUUGUGAAACGCAUACAAAAAUAGCAACACAUACUUCUGAAACAGUUUUACUCGAUCCUGUUGAUUGCAAUGGUUCAAAAGGAAAUAAUUGA